AUGGCCCGGCCCGUGAAGAAGAAGGAUGCAGAAGACUUCUCCAGUGCCAUCCUCACGAAGCUGACAGAGGAACUCGUGCAGAAGACCGCGACCGAGGAGUUCGCCAAUGAUGUGACGAUCCUCUUCUGUGGCUCUAAGAAGUCGGGGAAGACCUCCCUGGUCGAUCGCUUCAUCAACCCAACGAAGGACGAGAAGGACCAACCAAAGCCCACAGUGGCGCUGGACUACAAGUUCGCGCGCUACGCGACUGAGGGCACUUCCAAAGUGUUGGCCCAUAUCUACGACUUGGGUGGUGAUGAGGCCAACGAGAAUCUGAUUGGGAUCCCCAUCUCCACCUCCACUGUGGGCAAUAUUGUCUUGGCCAUCACGCUGGAUUUGUCGGAGCGCCUUGGUUGGGAUUGGGGAUGGGCCCAAAAAGGGCCGGUCUUAGACCUGGUGCUGGUGGACGUGGCCGCCUUGGGCGUGGUGUUGGAGUUGGUGGCCGCCUUGGGCGUGGUGUUUGCCUGGGGCGUGGCGGCCGUGGCUUGGCCAAUGCUUUCAGGGCAAGAGCUAGGCGGCCUUGGGCCUGGUUUCAUUGGGUCUCCAGCAAAGUUCUCUGCUGUGCUGGUGUCGUGUGACCAGCAUGCAGCCAACAUACGGCAGGCAAAAGAGUUUUUGAAUACAAUGCUGCAGUGCGAAGACGAGAAGGCCGAGUUGGGUCAGAACAGGACACUGGCAAGUUUGAAUGCGCAUGGGCUUGGAACAGCGUACUUGCCUUUGGAUGCACGGGCUAAGGUGUUCCACGGCCUUAGGCCUGGUUCCAGCAUGACAGACGCCAUUGUGGCUGGUGUGCUGUCAGAGUUGGACCAGUUCCUGGUUGUGGACGACUACGGUUCUGUGGAAUGCGUGAAGUAUGCCCGGCAAGAAUACAACAAGAGGCAUCCUAUGACCUUGGUCUGCGAGACAGUUACCAAUGGCAGGCUUUGGCUUGGGGGGGAGAAGGCUGUCCACGACUCAGUGCUCCUCUCUGAGAACGAGGUGGCCCUAGGCUUUGUCCCACUGAGGCGCAAGGCCAUUGAGGCAGGCUUUGUAGCUGCAUUUCCUGUGGGCAAGGCUUCCAAGCCUCCUCUUCUUUACAGAAGCGACCGACAGUCAUCCUCUUCUGAAGCAGAAAGCCUGCUGCUUCCUCAGCAGUUUCAAUUGACAGAGGCUGAGGCCAGCGACACUGGCGCUUCCUUCUACCAUGUGCCCCACCCCCCUGAAGGCUUUGACAAAGGCACCUGGCAUUUUCUUGAGACCCCUGUGUCCACACCUGGUGGCAGCAGCAACCAUGGCGAGACCUCUGACCUCCGAAGACGCAAGCUCCGCCUGCUGGUCCAAGAUUUAACUGCUUUGCAACGCAAAUUGGAAGGCCACGUUGAUGCAGCAGGCGGCUUUGAGCCAGGUGUCACACUGAAAGACGCCUCUGGCGAAGUUGGUGCAGUUGUUGUUGGGUCUGACCUGACUUUGCUAGCUGCGCCUUCGGCGGCGUCUGGCAGUGUGCCUGAGCCACUGCAUCCACCUGGGUAUGUGUCUGGCAGUGUGCCUGAGCCAAUGCAUCCACCUGGGUAUGCAGAUGGAAGCAAAAAGCGCCCAGCAGAGCCCAGCAAGGACAAGCAGCCUCACUUGAAAACUGCAAAGGAUGAGACAAAGGAGGAGGCAAACAAGGACAAGGAGGAGGAGGAGGAGGAGAAGAAGGCAGCUCCCGCUGCGGCUGCUCCUGUGCCGGCGUCAAGUCCUCGAGGUACUGGUGGAGAACUUGUGAAGGAAGAGCCCCAAGAAUCCCAAGAAGCGCCUGAAGGUCCGGCCGGUGCUGCCAACCAAGACAAUCCGAUGGAGGUCGACUUUGGCGGCGACGAUGAUGAUGAUGAUGAGGUAGGAGGGGCUCAGCCUCUGAUGCCUGAGAAGGCCAAGGCAGAGGAAGAGUUGGAAGGCUUGCCAGACCAGGCUGUGCAGAGCUUGUUGGAUUUGCUGGAGGCCCAGAAGGUGUCCCACCAGUCUUUGCUUUCCAAGCUGGAACGUUUGGAAGCAGCCAGGAUGACAGAGGAGCAGCGCACGAUGUUGCUGGACGCCUUGUUGAACAGGGACCCGGCCUUGGUGGAUCACAUCCAGAAGCUGCCUGUCCCACUGCUACUGGAGGUGGCCGACAGCCAGGGGAUGACCUUGUUGCACCAUGCGGUCAGGCUUGGUCAGGUUGAGGUUGUAGAGCUCCUGGUGACCCGAUGCCCUGAAGCUGUUGAGAGGACAACAAAGAUUGAUGCGCGCCCUGCUAGGUGGACAGCUUUGAUGGUGCUCAUGGACACUCCAGUUCAUCAAAUUGGGGAAGGGAGCUUUGAACGCAUCAUGCGGUGUUUGCUGCAUUCGAUGAGUGUUGGGGCGAUUGCGCUGCAAGCCUACACUGGCACGACAGCCUGUCACUUGGCAGCUGCGCAAGCCAACCUGUGGGCGGUCAAAAAGAUUUGCUGGACGAUGUACACGAAGGCUGGCGAAACGGAAUCGGCGUUCCGCCAGGUCAGUGCUAUGUUGAACAGCAGGUCUGGCAAGCGAGGCGCUGGAGCUGUGGACCUGGCUUUGGGCACCAACUUGCCAGUGGCCAACUACCUGAAGAUGUGGGGGGGUGAGGAGCAAUGCCCGAACCCAAAGUGGAUGACCGCAUUGUGGUCAACCCUCACAAAGCCAGUGAUGAGGGUGCAUUUUGCGCUAUUCAAAUAUGCUACAUGGCUCUCAGAGCGCGUUGGCCUGGAAGAACAUGAUGCCAAUGCCGACGAUGCUGAUGACGCAGCAAGGCAUGCUGAAGAAGCCGAGGAAGGAGAGGACUGGCGACCCAUGUCAAUGGCUUGUUUCUGCAAGGCUUCUUUGAACCCUGCUCUGAAAGCUUUGCAAUCCAUGAGCAAGCUGGCCCACCAACCCUCUGGUUUUGCUUGGGAUUCAGCUGUAUUGGCCUCUGGCCCUGUUCUGGACUGGAGCCAAGAAAGGCUCAGAAUCACACGCCGAACUUUGUGCAUGACAGUGGGCCAAUUGUGGCGAAAACUGGUGUAUCCCUUUCAGCAAUACCCUUGGGCCUUGGCCACGUUGGCGGAUCCGACUGCAGCUCUGAGCGACAAGCAAACCUGUGUGAGAGAAUUGUUCAGUUGCAACAUGUGUCAGCUUGAUGCUUUUGCCCGCCAGCUUAGGGAGACUGUCCCAGAGAGUGAGGCGCUGGAUCCAGACAAUUUGCAGUUUUUGGACGCAGUUUUCCAGCGCGUUGCACCUUGCAAGACCGCCAAAGAGCCGCUCAGCAAGCGUGGUCGGCUGCCAGCAGAGAAGAGAAAGCCAGGCGAGGGCAUUAUUUUUUCACUAGCUUUUAGCGCGGCAGCUGGGCAAGAUGCUGUUGCAGGAAAUGCACCGGCUCUGGAUUUGACCAGUGAUCGGGCGCUAUUUGUAGAGCUGGCGCAACUGGCCUCUGACUGGACUUUCCAUUUUGUGGACAUUGGCGGUGUUCGCGCCUUGUCAAGGUUCAAUGUGACUUCUGUCACAGCUUUUGAAGAAAACGCGUUCCAGCAAAAGGCUCAGGAAGCCAGUGAAACUGCCCAGGCUUUGCAAGCUUUGAGCCAUAUGCUUGGCACAGGGAAGAAACGCCAAGCUUCAGACCAAGCCAGGGCCCCGCUUCGAAUCCAAGCCUGCUCUGCAGAGGUGACCUCUGCCACAGCAAAUCGCCAACGCAGAGGUGAGGCAGAGGAUAUGCUUGCCACCAGGCCUUGGGCCAAGUACAGGAAAGUGCCGCAGCACAAGGUUCGUGUGCCUGAGGGCAAAUGCUGCUUGCCCUGCUACAACGUCUUUCGGUUGUUGGGAAAGCACAGAAAGCACAAGUCCUACCAAGACUACUACAAGCAUAUUAGCCAGAGGCAGAAUCAACAUGAACACAAAGACUUCUUAGCGGCGGUCAAGCAAUGGUUGAAGCAACACCUAGAAAAUCCAGACAAAUUCAAACUUCACGACAAAGAGGAACUGCUGAAAACGCAAAGGGAACUCGUAAUUUCCAAGAAGCAGGGGGGCAGGAUCACAGGUCCAAAGAAGCAGUUUGUCCUGAGCUCUCACUGGGACACUGCUCGCCACGGCGAAUGGGACCCAAGCAAGGAAGUAGAAGCUUGGAUCGACGGAGCCUAUCGCAAGGGCGUGUGGCGUUCAGUUGGGCAGGAGGGCGUCUACGACUUCGAAGCUUAUGAGGACACAGGAGUCGAGGAGCGGGUGAUUGAAGAUGAUGGAAAGCAAGAGAUCUUUGCAGAAGAGGCAUUCCAAGCCAAGAAGCAAGCUGCCCUGGACACACUGCACAAACAAGCAAAGGACAGGGAGGCCACCUCUGUGAAAGCUAAGGAGAAUGAUAUGACCUUUACGGACUUGGUCCAGGUUGCGCGCUCUUUUGGUGAUCGGUCUUCCAGCUCUGCUGCGGCUGCUGCUGAAACUAAGACUGCUGAGGACGAGCAGGCGCAGGCAGUGGAGGAGAGUUCCUCCAGCUCAACAUCCUCCAGCUCAGGGGAUGAAGCGGCAGUUGGUUUGGACUUGCUGUCGGGGGCUGCCCCACAGAAAAGCAAUGCAGACCAUGCUGAGAAGCCCAAAGCCAAGCCCAAACCCAAGGCAAAGGACACAGCCAAAACGACUAAAACUGCCUCAACUGCACCCAAGACUGGCAAGGCUUCUAGCCAGGUUACAGCCGCUCCAAGCAAAAGCCAGGGCAGCAGUGCCCUUGCUGGUGAAAGUAUGGGCCCUGGCCCCGGUAUGUUGUCAUUGGAUGGCAGAGCCAGCAGGACUUUGAAGUCACUGGAAACGGCCAUUGAGCAAGCCCAGGAAAGCAUCAGCAAAGUCAACUAUGAUGAUCAGCCUCUGAGCACGAGUCAGCUGAAAGAUUUCAAAGCCGAGGCGACCCAAAGGAUGGCUGUUUUGAACUCUGCUGCUAAAAAGGCCAAGGAAACUUUGACCCGAGUGGGAAAGUCCAACAACAAGGAUUCCUUUCAGAUACAGAUGGACAAGUUACAAGGUCUCGCAGCCUUGGCUUCGGCUGGGUCCAAGCUUCUGGCACAAGUCAUUGCACCCACCCUGGACGCAGAUGCUUACAUCAGUGCCCAUGAGGAAGUCGCUUCCAAUGGUGGUAAGUUGGGCCCGCUUUACUGGUUGAAGCUGGUUGUUGCCAACGGUCAGAAAGAACUGCUUUACGGUAAGUACAGUGGCUUCUGCGAGGCUUUUGUUUUGUCAAAAGAGCAACAUGACAAGCCAAUCAACAAACUGGAAACGCUCAUGGGCAAGGAUGAGGCAGCCAAGCGUUGCGCAGUGGAAGUAGAGAACCGCAUGUUGGCUUCUUUGCGGGCAAUUCCUGCCAGUGAACUUGCCCUUCUUGGAGCCGGCAAGACUGCAGCUGACUUGGGCAGCGAGGCCCCACGGCUGAAUGAAAGUUUAGAUUUUGCAGCAGCCAUGUUGGAGGCUUGCUACGAGCAUUCAGAAGAGUUUAUGGCAGCUGAAUUGAAAGAAUCUGUGAGAACAGUGCAGUGCUUCCUUGGGCAAGACCAUGUUGGCGCGCUCUUGGAGCAGGUUUCUGCAUUGUCGAGCAAUCGGCUUGUCGCAAUGCCUGCUUUGCAGCGGUUCUUCUUGCAACAUGACACUGGCAAGUCUUUGUUUGCCACAGCGCAGCUCAGGGUGGAACAUUGCGACAAGGAAAAAGAGUUCCAAGACAAACUGGAUCUUUUGGAAAAGGCGGUGAAGCACCUGGCGGCUUGGCAAAAGCAAAGCUUGCCCGAGGCUGAGUCAGGAGUUGCGGCAGUUCACAAACGAAUUGAGCCAGCUGUUGAGGCCCUGGAAGUUGUGAAGCAAACCGCUUUUUUUGCAGACAUGAAGAAAAAGAAACAAGAGCAUGCCUCCAACCGUUUACUUCCUGACCUGGAACGGCUGGAGGAGCAACUUGGCCUGCGGUCUUCUGAGAUGGUUUGGCUGAUCUGCAAAGAAAACAUGGAGAAUCACUUGAAUUAUUUCUCGAAUGCUUUGGAGAAGGAGUGCAUGGUGGAUCUAGGACAUGGCAAGUCUGGGUUAAUCAACCUAGAUGAAAUCUUACUGUCUUUCAAAGCCACUGCGUUUGUGAGUCUUAAGGUGUGGGACAAGUUGCCAUCGGCGGCUGCAGCUGUUAAGCAGUACAAGGAAGCUUCAGAGCUGGCAGCCAAUGUUGCCCAGUAUGUUUUCCAGAAGCAUGCAGCCUUCUCUCAGAUGCCUUCUGGUGGAAAGGCAGUGGAGCCAGAGACCUUGCACAAAUGGAAGGUUUCGGGUUUUACCCUGGUGCAGCCUUAUGUACCUGAAGAGGUCGCAAAAAGGUUUGAAACCAUGUUUGUGGCUGUGGUUGAAGCUGAGCUGGCCACGGUUUUUUCGAAAGGGUUGGACAGCGUUGCGCCCAUUAUUGCCGAGCUUCCUGGCUUGUCCACAGACCCACAAGUUAUGUGCCAACUUUCCCAUGCCUUGCUGGCUUUUUGGCUGAAGCUUCAACCGCUCUUGGAGCAGGUGCAAAACAAGUCAGCGCCUGCCGACUUGCUUGCAGAGCUUGGCCAAGUUGGCUUCAGUGAGCCACAAACUUUGGCUUGGUUAACUAGCAGUGUUGCUCAACUAGGCAGCAACCUUUCCAAGGCAUGCAAAGCAGAACUUGAGGAGACCUGGACUGCCGCCGCCGAACUGGAAAAGUGCUGUGCAAAGUUACCGGACCCCGCGUCCAACGAAGACCUGUACAGGGGCGAAGGUGUCAAGUUAACAAAAACCAUGGCAGACUUGGUUGCGCAAAUCGGAAAGACCGAGAAAAACAGGAUGAAAAUGGUGGAGGCUGUCAAGAAGCUGUCUCAGAUCCAGCUGCCUGGAACCAUGGGCGAGAAUGGCUUCAACGCUUUGUUUCAAGAGUACAAUGGCGGAGAAGCAGGCUACACAAGCAAAGUCCUGAGCGCAGCGGCCUCUGGCUCGGUGCAUGUCGCCAUGGUGGCAGGUUUGUGUCUUCUCCGAAAUGCUGCCCUGGGCGCUUCCAACGACGAAGGCAAAAUGAUCAGGAAACAAUUGCACAGCGUAGCAGAAGCCCUCAAGCAAAAGGUUGAGGCACUCAAGCUUGCUGACAGUGCUGACCAGGCGCUGGUAACGAAGGCAGAAAAAGUUUUGAAGGAGGCAGCAAGCCAAGAAAAGGCGCCAGAACCUGCGCCUAAGAAGCGCCGCACAAACGAAGAAGCUGCAUCACAGGAGGUGGCCACCAAAGGGAAGGGCAGGGGCAGAGGAAGAGGCAAGCGCUAG
This is a messenger RNA of Durusdinium trenchii, 7299 nucleotides long. Lineage: Eukaryota; Dinophyceae; Suessiales; Symbiodiniaceae. The record is from the annotation of a GenBank genome assembly.